GGACCAGGCUUGGACACCUCUCCUUCUUCUUCUUUUUUUUUUUUUGCUUUUUGUCGUACAGUCCAACCAGCUCCAGUCUGCAGAAGAAGUCGGAGGAGAUCCACGCUGUCACCAUGAAGUCCAUCAGGGUUUUCAUCCUGCUGCUGCUGCUGCUGCAGGGAUCAGCCGAACCAGUUUCAUCAUCUGAGGCAUCUACAAAAUCUCCAGUGAACACGACUACUGGACAAAUAACAAAAAGUCCACCAACAACCUCAUCUUUAACAGCUACCAUCGCAUCAGCUCUGUCGACAGCCACACCUGUUCCCAGUGACUCCACCACUAAACAAAUUAAUCUUACAUCUUCAACGAGUGCGAUGACUGCUCCACCACCCAGCCAGAACACGACAAACAACAAUCAAACCACCAACCAAACUUUGACAGCUCCGAGUUUUAAACCCAGAUCCCCGCCUAAAACAAACGACACAAAAGCGACUGAAGAUUCAACUGUCUCCUCUGAUGCCACAGCAGCAAAUGACAUGAUCCAGAAAACGGAACAGGAAUCCAGUGAAAGGCAAGAAAAGGAAGCAGCUGAGCAGAAAGCUGCAGGUUCAGACAAACGGCUGUGGUGGCUUCUUCUGCCCGCUGCCCUGGUUGUAGGUGUCGCCGCUCUUUUCUUGAAAUUCAAAAGUAAGAAGGUCCACGAUCACACAGAAACGAUCGACACCGGAACUGAGAAUGCAUCGUUCCAGAGCAGGCCAGAGAGCAGCAAAGAUGGAGUCAUGCUCCUGGGAGUGAAGUCAUCGGGCGGCGAAGAAAAUGCAGCUGCCAGAUAAGGAGAGGAAAGUCUACGUCUGCACCUCCAACGUACUGCUGAUCUGAAGCCAACGACUGAUUUUGGUUUUUAAUUUCUGGAAAUACUUUUGCAAAGUAGGGAAAUCUCUGAAAAGUGUAAUUUCACACAAAGAAAGAGCAAAGUUGUGCUUUACAACAAGGACUAUGAGGUUCUGCGCAUGUUUUGGUGGAUUUUCCCCAUGAGAAACCAGCAAUAAAAUUAAUUUUGGUUACGUUCACAUUGCAGCCCCAAGUGACCCAAUCCCGACUUUUGUCUUAUCGGAUUUAAAAAAAAAAAUUUUGGCGUGGUUGUUCACUUUCAAAUAUAUGCGACCUGUAUGUGUUCUCCAGUGUGAACCGUAAACGACAGUGUCCCGCAUGCGCAGUAGAGGGCGUAAUAACGUCACACAGAGAGCGUGUUCAGAGUUUUGCCAACCGCCAUAAAAAAAACGUCGUGCUCAGCAUUUGCGGAAGUAAACAUGGAUGCUAACGGUGAAGCACAGCUUUCGAUUCUGAAGUUAUCCGACCGGAGCUACUUAAUCCUCAUUAUUGUCCGCCAUGGACGCCAUGUUGUUUUUCUUUCCGCUUGCGCGUAUCAGGACGCAGAAUAGUGACGUUUGUCGAGUAUCAGUGACGUUCAGGCUCCGGCUGUUAGGAUUCAGGUCACAUCUGAAAAGAUCGGUAGAUGUCCAAGUGGUCUGGGUCGCAUUCGAAAAUAAUCCGAUCUGUGUUGUUCAGACUGUCAUAAAAAUAUAAUGUACAGGUCGCAUUAAGGCCAAAAAUAAUAAUAAUAAUAAUAAUAAAAUUGAACUUGGGUCACUUCGGACUGCAGUGUGGACGCAGCCUUAAUUGUCUACAAUGGAUGAGUAUACGUUUAAAAGUUGUUUUGUUUUCUUGUGAAAUGUAAUAUAAGCUUAAAAUUUAUAUCCUAAAUAAACUAGGAUUUGUCCAAGAUUUUUUUAAAUACCCCUUCACCCAAACAUAUUCAAUUUUAAGCAUGUACUGUUAUUUCCUAUAUUGUUUUACCCGGAUUUGUUCAUUUUUAAACGGCUGUUAACGUUCACACAACAAACAGCGCCUCCUACAGGUCACGGUGUAUCUGAAUAUGAUGCCUGCUAAGGAUGAGGAUAAACAGACACGAUUUUAUUUGUUUUAAACAAAAUUAUAAAAGAAUAAAAGCUUGUGAUUCAUCCCAAUGUGUUGUAUUUAAAGACAAACACUAAAUAACCCAUGCUUGCUUUGUGUUGUUUUUGUUUACUGGUUUCUGGUUUCCACCAUGAUCUCCACAAAAAGCAAAGCUUACAUUAGGAAAUGAUGGUUUAUAAUCUUUACAUUUAAAAUGACUGUUAUUGCUGUAAAGCUGACUUCUGUCUGCUGUGAAGUUCAGUCCACAAACACAUUUUCUCUACAGUGCACUUACCUCAGAAUCCUCACCUGUUUAAACAAAUAAAUCACUUUUUUGUUCAGCCUUUUAUGUUUUUGCUCUUGAUUUAUCUCUGCUGGGAUUUUUUGUUAUUAUUCUAGGUGUGUUUUAUUUUGGUGUAAUUGUACUUUCCUCAGUUUUGAUAGAGAAAUGUUGCUGAAUUUUUCUUCAAGAAUCGGCAUGAAAUAAUUAUUAUUGUAUUUACUUUAAAACUGCUGGAACUGCUUUGUGCUUUAUGUCAUGAACUCUCAGCCACAGUUUCGUCAAUAAAAGUUUGGAUAAUGGUU
Messenger RNA from Poecilia reticulata (guppy), 2520 nucleotides. The record is from RefSeq and is a predicted model, not a curated record. NCBI's taxonomy places the organism in Eukaryota, Metazoa, Chordata, Actinopteri, Cyprinodontiformes, Poeciliidae.